AAGAGUGGCGUGUUUUCCAAUCCGCGUUUUUUCUUAAAAAUUUUAAAGCCAUAUUAAUUGCAGUUAUAAAUCAUCCAUUAUAAAAAAAUAGUUUAACCAAAGACAAAAACCUCAAUACAGUAGUAACCAAUUAAAAAUGGACUCCGAUUUGUAUGAUGAGUUUGGAAACUACAUUGGCCCUGAUUUAGACAGCGAUGAAGAUGAUGAACAAAGCAUUUAUGGUCAGCCAGAUGUACAGGACGAUCCAGAGGACGCAAUGGAUGAAGAUGAGGUGGAGCCGCAGGAGGAUGAGGACAAGGAAGUGACUGCAGUAGUACUUCACGAGGAUAAACGAUAUUAUCCAUCUGCGGUCGAAGUUUACGGGCCAGAUGUGGAGACAAUUGUUCAGGAGGAAGAUGCCCAGCCGCUGGACAAGCCACUUAUCGAACCCGUUAAGAAGCUGAAGUUCCAGAUCAAGGAGCAGGAUAUGCAGGAGACCACUUACGAUAUGGAGUUUAUGGCGGAUUUGAUGGAUACUCCUCCGCUAAUUCGCAACGUGGCAUUGGUUGGGCACUUGCACCACGGCAAAACCACGUUUGUGGACUGCCUUAUCCGUCAGACGCAUCCGCAGUUUGAGAACAUGGAGGAGCGCUCGCUGCGCUAUACGGAUACGCUUUUCACCGAGCAGGAGCGUGGAUGCAGUAUUAAGGCUACUCCUGUUACCCUGGUCCUGCAGGAUGUCAAGCAAAAGAGCUACUUACUGAAUAUUUUUGAUACACCCGGACACGUCAACUUUUCCGAUGAGGCGACGGCCGCGAUGCGGAUGAGCGACGGAGUGGUGCUAUUUAUUGACGCCGCCGAGGGCGUCAUGCUGAACACUGAGCGCCUGCUCAAACAUGCGGUGCAGGAGCGCCAGGCCAUCACUGUGUGCAUCAAUAAGAUUGACCGUUUGAUAUUGGAGCUGAAGCUGCCGCCUCAAGAUGCCUACUUUAAGUUGAAGCACAUAGUGGAGGAGGUGAAUUCGCUGCUCAGUACAUAUGCCGCCGCAGAUGACAAUGUAUUAGUGUCUCCCAUCUUGGGCAAUGUUUGCUUUGCAAGUUCCCUAUAUGGGUUCUGUUUUACUCUUAAAUCAUUUGCCAAACUCUAUGCCGACACUUACGAGGGCGUAAAUUACAUAGACUUUGCCAAGCGGCUUUGGGGCGAUAUGUACUUCAAUAGCAAAACGCGCAAAUUUUCCAAGAAACAACCUCAUAACUCAGCACAGCGCAGUUUCGUAGAGUUCAUUCUGGAGCCCAUGUAUAAGCUGAUUGCUCAGGUGGUGGGUGAUGUGGAUACAACCUUAGCUGACACCCUCGCCGAGCUAAAUGUCCGAGUUUCCAAGGAGGAAAUGAAAUCCAAUAUACGGCCGCUGCUGCGACUUGUCUGCAAUCGGUUUAUGGGAGAUUGCAGUGGUUUCGUCGACAUGUGCGUCGAGCACAUUAAAUCACCCUUGGAAAACGCCAAACGUAAGGUGGAUCACAUUUACACGGGGCCCAAAGAAGGUGAUAUAUAUCGUGACAUGAUCUCAUGCAACCAGUUCGGAGCCCUGAUGGUACACAGCUCCAAGAUGUAUCCAAACGAUGACUGUACAUUCUUCCAAGUGCUGGCGAGGAUCGUCUCAGGAACGUUGCAUGCUGGUCAAGAGGUGCGUGUUCUUGGUGAGAACUACACCCUGCAGGACGAAGAAGAUUCGCGCAUACUCCAAGUCGGGAGACUCUGGGUCUUUGAAUCCAGAUACAAAGUCGAAUUAAAUCGAGUUCCAUCCGGCAAUUGGGUUCUUAUCGAGGGAAUAGAUCAGUGCAUUGUAAAAACAUCAACGAUUGUGGACAUCAACGUCCCGGAGGAUCUCUACAUUUUCCGACCCCUGAAGUUCAACACGCAGAGCAUUAUAAAGAUUGCGGUUGAGCCAGUGAAUCCAUCAGAGUUACCCAAAAUGUUGGACGGUCUCCGCAAGGUGAAUAAGUCCUAUCCUCUCUUGUCGACGCGCGUGGAAGAGUCGGGUGAGCAUGUGAUUCUUGGAACCGGUGAACUUUACUUGGACUGUGUUAUGCACGAUCUUCGAAAGAUGUAUUCGGAGAUUGACAUAAAGGUUGCUGAUCCCGUGGUCGCGUUCUGCGAGACAGUGGUGGAAACUAGUUCGCUCAAGUGCUUUGCCGAGACACCCAACAAAAAGAACAAGAUAACCAUGAUUUCAGAGCCUUUAGAAAAGGGUUUAGCCGAGGACAUUGAAAACGGAACUGUGUGCAUAAACUGGAACAAGAAACGCAUCGGAGAGUUCUUCCAGGUCAACUACGAUUGGGAUUUGCUGGCAGCACGCUCCAUUUGGGCGUUUGGCCCCGAUUCAACUGGACCCAAUAUCCUCGUGGACGAUACGUUGCCAUCGGAAGUGGACAAGAACCUGUUAACAGCUGUAAAGGAUUCCAUUGUGCAAGGGUUUCAAUGGGGCACCCGAGAAGGCCCGUUGUGUGAGGAGCCCAUUCGAAAUGUCAAGUUCAAGAUUCUCGACGGUGUUAUUGCUAACGAAGCACUCCAUCGCGGUGGCGGUCAGAUCAUUCCCACAGCUCGCCGUGUGGCAUACUCUGCAUUCUUAAUGGCCACUCCGCGUCUGAUGGAGCCCUAUUUGUUUGUGGAGGUGCAGGCGCCAGCCGAUUGUGUGUCUGCAGUUUAUACGGUGCUGGCCAGGCGAAGAGGUCACGUUACACAGGAUGCCCCGGUGUCAGGAUCCCCCAUAUACACGAUCAAAGCAUUUAUACCCGCCAUCGACUCAUUUGGUUUCGAGACGGAUCUGCGUACUCAUACCCAGGGCCAGGCCUUCUGCUUAUCUGUAUUCCAUCACUGGCAGAUUGUUCCUGGUGAUCCGCUGGACAAGAGCAUCAUAAUUCGUCCGCUGGAGCCACAACAGGCUUCGCACUUGGCGAGAGAGUUUAUGAUUAAGACCCGGCGCAGGAAGGGUCUCUCCGAGGAUGUUUCUAUCAACAAGUUCUUCGACGAUCCUAUGUUGCUGGAGCUGGCCCGCCAGGAUGUCCUGGUAAACUAUCCGUUGUAAGACCAAGACGAUCCAAUAAACUUUUUAGACAUA
Messenger RNA from Drosophila bipectinata, 3097 nucleotides. RefSeq names its product 116 kDa U5 small nuclear ribonucleoprotein component. Gene Ontology annotation, biological process: mRNA splicing, via spliceosome. The record is from RefSeq and is a predicted model, not a curated record. Gene Ontology annotation, molecular function: U5 snRNA binding; GTP binding; GTPase activity. Gene Ontology annotation, cellular component: cytosol; U4/U6 x U5 tri-snRNP complex; U2-type catalytic step 2 spliceosome. NCBI's taxonomy places the organism in Eukaryota, Metazoa, Arthropoda, Insecta, Diptera, Drosophilidae.